AUGUUUCUCGUUCAAGAGGUGGAAAAGAAAACGAAGAGCUCUAUAUCUAGAAGCUCUGGUCCAGUACAGACAAAUGCAUUUGGAAGAAAGCAGAGGGCUGCUGUUACAGCAGCUGUCACAGCAGCUUCUGCCGAAAGCACGUCGACAUCGAGCAGGCUAAGGGCUGUUAAUAAGCGACUGGCUGAAUUAGAAAGAGAAAACUAUCACGAAAACAUUAAAAUAGAUAUUCCCAAGCGAAAUCUAGAAAUGAUAGGAGGCGGGCCAGCAAGAACAGGAUUAACUCCAGCGUCGCGUAAAGUGUUGGCAUCCAGAAAAACAUUAGCCAAUCACUUUGAUGAUGAUCCAGCGUCAACAAAACUAUAUCUCGACGUUGCUAGUUCUCCCUCUGCUUACCCUUCAAGGCCAAUGUGCAGUAUUUGUGGAUACUGGGGAAAACUGACCUGUAUAAGAUGCGGAGCUCGGUAUUGUGGACGGGCCUGUGAAGAGACCCAUCUCGAGACAAGGUGUCUAAAAGUAUAUGCAUGA
Messenger RNA from Sugiyamaella lignohabitans, 525 nucleotides. RefSeq lists its product as uncharacterized. Bases 1 to 525 code for a protein of 174 amino acids. Gene Ontology annotation, molecular function: nucleosome binding. Lineage: Eukaryota; Fungi; Ascomycota; Dipodascomycetes; Dipodascales; Trichomonascaceae. The transcript has a single exon. Gene Ontology annotation, biological process: chromatin remodeling. Gene Ontology annotation, cellular component: Swr1 complex. The record is from RefSeq and is a predicted model, not a curated record.